Messenger RNA from Theobroma umbraticum, 921 nucleotides. The record is from RefSeq and is a predicted model, not a curated record. NCBI's taxonomy places the organism in Eukaryota, Viridiplantae, Streptophyta, Magnoliopsida, Malvales, Malvaceae.
UCUGCUUCUUCUUGCAAGAACAAAAAAGUGAUAUAAUUUCGCUGAGGUUGAUAAUAGAGAACGUGGGGACCCUGAGAAAAUGGAACAAACAAAGAUGCUAAAGCAAUGAAAAGAAACGAAAGGUCAUUUCAAGUACCAGUGAAUCCUUCUUGGGUUAUCCUCUUGCUCUGUCGGAAUCAAAAGCAGCCAUUUCCAGCAUGAAAAGAUGGAAGGGGCGUGUAAGAUGGAAUGAAGCUAAUCUCAGUGAAAUUGAGGCAAAUAAACCAGUAAGGAAAAAAAUCGAUGAACCUAAAACACCAUAUCAUCCAAUGAUUGAAGAAGAUGGUUCUCCUUCUGCUACACUAGAUACUGCUAAAUCCGUUGACUAUGCUGCACAUGCUGAAGCCUUAAGAAAUGCUUUAAGUAUAGUUGCUCUGAGUCAAAAGCACUUUAGUCCUUUUGGGGAAUGGGCAUCGUCUGGUGGAGAGGGUGAAACAGGGGAGAAAGGUCAAGGUUCUGCAAAGCAAAGAGAUGAUGUGAGCUUUACGGAGAGAAGGAGAGCACAUUAUGACGAGUUCAAGAAAGUGAAAGAACUGCAACAAGAGCUCUGCUUUCUCAAUGAUGAGCACAACAAUGGAAUACAUAACCCUGGUUCGUGUUCGAGUCUUAGCAUCAAAGCAAGAGAAAUACAUAUAGAGGAUAGCGAUGAAAUUCUGCGAAUAAUUGACAUUGAGGAAACUUGAUGAUCUGAGCUUCCCUCAACAACCACAUUCGCUUAUCUUGAAAGUCUCAUCAAAACCUAGUAAUCAUGGUUAUCCAGUUUGUUGAAAGAUUUUGUUAAUGAUAUCUUAAUCAUUAAUUUGUUAAAAUUUCUAUACAAUUUUGACUGGACCAGCAGAUAGAAACAGGAAUCCACGCUCAAUGAAUCCUAGUUGAAAUGGA